Molecule: messenger RNA, 1747 nt
Organism: Linum trigynum
Lineage: Eukaryota; Viridiplantae; Streptophyta; Magnoliopsida; Malpighiales; Linaceae
Source: the annotation of a GenBank genome assembly
UAACUCUGAAGUUCUCCUAAAACGUUGCGUUAUCCUCACUUCCUCUGUCUUCUUAUUGAAUUUUGGUGAUAAAUGAACCAAAUGUGUGUGGAAUAUGAGAUCAUACUUCUCAUUCCAGUAGCAACUUAAAUUUACAUUAAAUUUUGGUUGGUUGGUUCAUUUUUGUAGGUUGACAAAAUGUGAGGAACUCUGCAGCAGUGACGAUGACUUUUCCUAGGCCACUUGCUUAGAGAGAACGAUAUUUUCCGGUUGAAGGGAAGAUCAUUAAAAUAGGAUGCUGGCGUUCGACUCUAUGUUUAUGGAAGAAAGAUCAUAUCUUUAGAACCAUGUCUGACUGAGUGGCACUGGCCGCACUGUUGGACCUGACGUGUGUUCCUGUUGAUAGUCAAUAAAAGUUUCUGGUGGCCGAUUGGACUCCACUGUUGACUAUUUUCAAGUACCAGGAGCUAGUUCUGGUAUUGAGAUUCAAAUUUUGACUAGCUUAGCUCUCUAAAUUUGCCAGCUUUCUUAAUUUGGUCGUCUUGAAUUUCCAUACUAAUCGGCUUGUCUAGUCACUUCAAAGGUCCAACGUAUUCGCAGAUUAGGUAGAGUAUUUCAAGUUGUGGUUAUUACGCGUUGGGUCAUUUUGGAUAGAGUCUGAAAAUCCCAAGGAUUUGUUUUAACUGUACCGACGUUUGGCUUUAUUAGUUGAAGUUUCUUAGUUUCAGCCCAAGGCAAUCAUCAUAAUCUGUGGGCAAGUUUGGUGUAAGCAGAGAAGAACCAGAUGGAGGAUAAGAAACAGAGUCGUCCUCAUCACUUCGUGCUGGUCCAUGGAGCUUUCCAUGGAGCGUGGUGUUGGUACAAGGUUGUUCCUUUACUGGAAAAAGCUGGCUACAAAGUGACCACUCUCGACUUGGCCGCUUCUGGGAUCCAUCCAAAGCAGGCUACCGAGCUGGGUUCGAUAUUGGACUACCUCGCGCCUCUUAUGGAGUUGAUGGCUUCUUUAGCAGGAGAAGAAGAGAAGGUGAUCUUAGUUGGACAUAGUAACGGUGGUGUUGGGAUAUCUGUUGCAAUGGAAAAGUUUGCAGAGAAAGUAGCUGUUGCGGUGUUUGUAGCGGCUAUUAUGCCAGCUCCUCAUCCUGAUGCCAGCUACUCUGUUUCGAAAGAAGAGUAUUUCAAGCGAAUUGAUUUCAUGGAUAGCCACUUCUCAUACCAAGAUGGUCCAGAAAAUCCUCCGACCAGCGUAUUGUUUGGACCCAAGGCGAUGUCAACUAAAUUGUACCAGCUCUCCCCACCUGAGGAUUUGACGCUGGGAAUGAUGCUAAUAAGACCGUUCCCUGUCUUCAAAGAUGAGGAAGCAGAAGCUGAAAUACCCCUGACAAGAGACAGAUAUGGAUCGGUUCCUCGAGUUUAUGUUAUCUGUGAAGCCGAUGAGAUUGUCAAGCCAGAUUUGCAGAGAUGGAUGAUUGAGAACAAUCCUACUGAUGAGGUCAAAUCCAUAUCUGGGGCUGAUCACAUGCCUAUGUUCUCAAAACCACAUGAGCUCUGCUCUUACCUUUUGGAGCUUGCCAGCAAGUUUGUUUGAUGAAUGAACUGAUUGCCUCGGGUUUCCUGCCCAUGGUAGCUAAUCUGGGCGAGUUAGAGUGCUACUGAAGCGUUAUUGUAUGUAGUGGUAAUCUUAAUUACGUGCAUUAAUUAUCCAUAUAUUUUUUUUACAGAAUUAUCCAUAUUAUUAUAAUUAUAUUGUCAAUAAAAACGAAUAUAAAUU